Equus quagga is the source of this 4695-nucleotide messenger RNA. Its product is annotated as inactive phospholipase C-like protein 1. The record is from RefSeq and is a predicted model, not a curated record. The transcript is spliced from 6 exons. The coding region runs from base 1 to 3291 and encodes 1096 amino acids. Gene Ontology annotation, molecular function: phosphatidylinositol-4,5-bisphosphate phospholipase C activity. NCBI's taxonomy places the organism in Eukaryota, Metazoa, Chordata, Mammalia, Perissodactyla, Equidae. Gene Ontology annotation, biological process: lipid metabolic process; intracellular signal transduction.
AUGGCCGAGGGCGCGGCCGGCAGGGAGGGUCCCGCGCCGGCCGACGCAGCCGGGGGCGAAGACGACCCUCGAGCGGGCCCGGACGCCGCCUCCGGGGACGGCGUGGCGGCGGCCCCUGGGGGCCGAGGGAGGGACCGUCGCAGCGGGGUCGCACUGCCCGGCGCUGCAGGGCCCCCGGCGGACAGCGAGGCCGGCCUCCUGGAGGCGGCGCGGGCGACCCCCCGGCGCAGCAGCAUCAUCAAGGAUCCUUCAAACCAAAAAUGUGGGGGAAGAAAGAAAACUGUGUCUUUCAGCAGCAUGCCAUCGGAAAAGAAAAUUAGCAGUGCGAGCGACUGCAUCAGCUUCAUGCAAGCUGGCUGUGAACUCAAGAAGGUCCGGCCAAAUUCCCGCAUUUACAACCGUUUUUUCACCCUGGACACAGACCUCCAAGCUCUUCGCUGGGAGCCUUCCAAGAAAGACCUUGAGAAAGCUAAGCUUGAUAUUUCUGCCAUAAAAGAGAUCAGACUGGGCAAGAACACAGAAACGUUUAGAAACAAUGGCCUUGCUGACCAGAUUUGUGAGGACUGUGCCUUUUCCAUAGUCCAUGGGGAAAACUACGAGUCUCUGGAUCUGGUUGCCAAUUCAGCAGACGUAGCAAAUAUCUGGGUGUCAGGGUUACGGUACCUGGUUUCUCGGAGUAAGCAACCCCUUGAUUUUAUGGAGGGCAACCAGAGCACACCAAGGUUCAUGUGGUUGAAAACUGUGUUUGAAGCAGCAGAUGUUGAUGGGAAUGGGAUUAUGUUGGAAGACACCGCUGUAGAGUUAAUAAAACAGCUCAACCCUACCCUGAAGGAGUCCAAGAUCAGGUUAAAGUUUAAAGAAAUCCAGAAGAGCAAAGAGAAACUAACCACUCGAGUGACAGAAGAGGAAUUUUGCGAAGCUUUUUGUGAACUUUGCACCAGGUCAGAAGUAUAUUUCUUACUUGUACAGAUAUCUAAAAACAAAGAAUAUUUGGAUGCCAAUGAUCUGAUGCUCUUUUUAGAAGCUGAGCAAGGAGUCACCCAUAUCACUGAGGAUAUGUGCUUAGACAUUAUUCGGAGAUAUGAACUUUCUGAAGAGGGACGCCAAAAAGGGUUUCUUGCAAUUGAUGGCUUUACCCAGUAUUUGUUGUCACCAGAAUGUGAAAUUUUUGAUCCUGAGCAAAAAAAGGUUGCCCAAGAUAUGACCCAGCCCUUAUCUCACUACUACAUCAACGCCUCUCACAACACCUAUCUCAUAGAAGACCAGUUCCGGGGGCCGGCUGAUAUUAACGGGUAUGUCAGAGCUUUGAAAAUGGGCUGUCGAAGCAUUGAACUUGAUGUAAGUGAUGGUUCAGAUAAUGAACCAAUCCUCUGUAAUCGAAAUAACAUGACAACACACCUUUCCUUUCUAAGUGUCAUAGAGGUGAUAAAUAAAUUUGCCUUUGUUGCUUCUGAAUACCCACUCAUUCUGUGCUUGGGGAAUCGCUGCUCCCUGCCACAGCAGAAGGUAAUGGUCCAACAGAUGAGAAAGGUUUUUGGCAAUACGCUCUAUACGGAAGCACCUUUGCCAUCAGAAUCCUACCUCCCAUCACCAGAAAAAUUAAAAAGAAUGAUCAUUGUGAAAGGAAAGAAAUUGCCUUCUGAUCCAGAUGUUUUAGAAGGAGAAGUAACAGACGAAGAUGAAGAAGCUGAAAUGUCUCGAAGGAUGUCAGUAGAUUACAAUGGUGAGCAGAAACAAGUCUGGCUGUGUAGGGAGCUCUCUGAUUUGGUAUCUAUCUGUCAAUCUGUUCAGUACAGGGAUUUUGAACUGUCUAUGAAGAGCCAAAACUACUGGGAAAUUUGUUCAUUUAGUGAAACAGAGGCCAGCCGAAUUGCAAAUGAGUAUCCAGAGGAUUUUGUAAAUUAUAAUAAGAAGUUCUUAUCAAGAAUCUAUCCUAGUGCCAUGAGGAUUGAUUCCAGUAACUUGAAUCCACAAGACUUUUGGAAUUGUGGCUGUCAGAUUGUGGCAAUGAAUUUUCAGACUCCUGGUCCGAUGAUGGACCUUCACACAGGCUGGUUUCUUCAAAAUGGGGGUUGUGGUUAUGUUCUGAGGCCGUCCAUCAUGCGAGAUGAAGUUUCUUACUUCAGCGCAAAUACAAAGGGCAUUGUACCUGGGGUGUCUCCUCUGGCUCUUCACAUCAAGAUCAUCAGUGGGCAGAAUUUUCCAAAGCCCAAGGGAGCGUGUGCCAAAGGGGAUGUCAUAGAUCCCUAUGUUUGUAUAGAGAUACAUGGAAUUCCAGCAGACUGCUCCGAGCAAAGAACUAAAACCGUACAACAAAACAGUGAUAAUCCUAUUUUUGAUGAAACUUUUGAGUUUCAAGUAAACCUGCCUGAGCUGGCCAUGAUCCGCUUUGUUGUUCUGGAUGAUGACUACAUCGGGGAUGAGUUUAUAGGGCAAUACACAAUACCGUUUGAAUGUUUGCAGCCUGGAUAUCGGCACGUUCCCCUGCGCUCUUUCGUGGGUGACAUCAUGGAGCACGUAACCCUUUUUGUCCACAUAGCAAUAACUAAUCGAAGUGGAGGAGGCAAGGCACAGAAGCGCAGCCUUUCGGUGAGAAUGGGGAAGAAAAUUCGGGAAUGCACCAUGCUCAGGAAUAUCGGUCUUAAAACCAUAGAUGACAUCUUUAAAAUAGCAGUUCAUCCCUUGCGAGAAGCCAUAGAUAUGAGAGAAAAUAUGCAGAAUGCCAUAGUGUCUGUUAAGGAGCUGUGUGGACUUCCUCCUAUCGCCAGUCUAAAGCAGUGCCUGUUGACCCUGUCCUCUCGGCUCAUCACCAGUGACAAUUCUCCCUCAGUCUCUCUUGUGAUGAAAGAUAACUUCCCUUAUCUGGAGCCUCUGGGGGCAAUUCCAGAUGUGCAGAAAAAGAUGCUGGCUGCUUAUGAUCUGAUGAUUCAAGAGAGCCGGUUUCUCAUAGAAAUGGCAGAUACAGUCCAGGAAAAGAUUGUGCAGUGUCAGAAAUCAGGGAUGGAGUUCCAUGAGGAACUUCAUAAUCUGGGGGCAAAGGAAGGCUUGAAAGGAAGAAAACUCAACAAGGCCACUGAGAGCUUUGCUUGGAACAUUACAGUGUUAAAGGGCCAAGGAGAUCUGUUGAAGAAUGCCAAGAACGAAGCUAUAGAAAACAUGAAGCAGAUCCAGCUGGCGUGCUUGUCUUGUGGACUUAGUAAAGCCCCCAGCAGCGGCACCGAGGCCAAGAGCAAGCGCAGCCUGGAAGCCAUAGAGGAGAAGGAAAGUGGAGAGGAGAACGGGAAGCUGUGACCCCGGGCAGGUCACCCGUCCUUCCUGUCGUGGACUCUGGUUUUUCUUUCUUGUUUUCUUUCUUUAAGCUUUUUAAAAGUUCACAAAAAGAUGCCCUCUGUGGGGUGUUGGACAUAAACAGAUAUUUUCACAGUGUCAGUAUUUUAUCGUAGUUAAUUUAUCUAAGUUAAAAUCUUUAGUAACAGUUUUAAAUUCUGAGGUGUGUGUACACACCCAUGUAUGGAUGUGGGUGGAAGUGUGUGUAUGUAUAUGUGUGUGUGUGAGAGAGAGAGAGAGGGAGAGACAGAGAGAGAGAGAAAAAGAGAGAGAGGGAGAGAAAGAGAGAGAGAGAAAAAGAGAGAGAGGGAGAGAGACUGUUAAAAUCUAUUAUGUGUUGCAUUAUUCAUUAGUAAGUUAUUACUUAUCAUUUGGGGACAAAUUUGUUAAUCGAAAUCCUAAAGAGCACUUACUAUAACCUGUUGCUGUGUUUAAUUUUACUUCUCUACAUUUGUCAUUUAAUUUAGAGAUCUUAACAUAGCUUCUUAUUGAAGGAAGCCAAAUUUACCAAUGCAUAGAUGCUUUGAUAGAUUAAAUGUAGAUUAGGAAAAGUCCUAAAAAUCACAGUAGAAACAAAAGUGAAUGAAAGAUAAACAAAUGAUCAGAAUUUCUGAAAAGAUCAGCAAAGUCAUUUAUUUCUUCAGUUAGUGAACUCUUUAAAGUAUUUAUUAAAUAAAAUCAAUUUUUAGAAAGUUUUCUGUAGUUGUUUUCUAAACAGAUAUGAUUUCAAAGGAAAAGCUGAUCAUAAGUGAAUUUAUUUACCCACCACUGUGGUACUCUGAAAGACUGAGAACUCUGUUGUAAUUAGGGUUUUGGUGUGACAAUAAGACUCAGUUAUAAAAUUUCAGGGUUGAGAUUUGUGGGAAGGUCUCAUUCUUCCAAACUGGGAGUCUAGCAUUUGUUUUCUUUAACAGACAUGGCAGCUCGGAGGUUUUGGCUUUGCUCAAAUUUAAUUUAGAGUACUAAAUUUAAAACAUUGUUCAAAUAAUACCAUAGCACAUUGAGCUGAUAGAAGUUCUGUGGGUCGGAUAACAUCUUCAUGAUGGUUUAAGAACUAACUGAUUACAAAGCAUCUGUGAUAUGACUUUAACAUGUGAAGAAAAACAUACACACAAAAGAAGCAAAUGAUUCAUUAGGGUACAUUUAUAAUUGCAUCCAGAUCAUUUUUACCCUAAUUUCUUCAUGAAGUGCUUGAGUGUAAUAUGUUUGUUACCUCCAACAGAACUAAAUGUUCUAUGAUUAUGAAAAUAUAUUUAUUUAAAACAUUGCUUUUAUUUUGAAAAGCUUCUUAAUUAAUUUGAUUAACAAAUACGUGAAUUUGGGGGAACAUAGGGAAGAUAAUUGUUGAAAUUUUGCAAAUAUAAACAU